GGGGUGAUGUGGGAAGAUGGGGAGGGUAAAGUCGUGGAGAGUGAGUGAGAUGAUGGAAGGUAGGGAAGACGGGAUCGUGUCAGAGGGUAACGUUUGUGGACGUGAGGGGCAGUGAGGAGGGCAAGGAGAAGGCUGUGUAAGCCGGUGGUCGAUGUGUUGGUAUCGGUGUGGGUGUGGGAGGAGAAGACCGUAUUGCGCCGCCUUGAAGAUGUCGCGAGAGGACGGCGUCGUUGCGUCUCAGAUGAGUGAGAAAGCCGGCGAAGAAGAGAAGAAAAGCCGACAUUGCCGCGAGGUUGGAAGAAGUAGAAGAAGAAGAAAAGAAAGAGUGGGGUCGCGAAGAGUGAAGAAAGGCUCGACUUCGCAGCAUAGCGAGAAGAGAGACCUCCUUCGUCGUCGACGCCCACGGGUCAAGAUGCGUCUUUUCAUUUGCAAGCUCUUGACCCACACAAAAACAGCAGCGGAACCUGAGUCGAGAAAAAGAGAAGGCGAGAAGCGAGAGAACAGCGGGCGCGAAGAAAGCCGUCGGAUAUCGAUCAGAGUCGAAUGAUGCAAUACGGCAGAAUCGUGGGAACGUGAAGUCGAGAAUAAUUGGAAA
Messenger RNA from Acaromyces ingoldii, 595 nucleotides. RefSeq lists its product as hypothetical. The record is from RefSeq and is a predicted model, not a curated record. NCBI's taxonomy places the organism in Eukaryota, Fungi, Basidiomycota, Exobasidiomycetes, Exobasidiales, Cryptobasidiaceae. Bases 152 to 547 code for a protein of 131 amino acids. The transcript has a single exon.